AUGGACAGCAGCAGCGAGCAGCUGGGUGUGGGGGAGGACGAGGCGGCCUGCACGUCUGCAUCAGAAGGCCUGGAGGAGGGGGAGGUGGAGGGAGAGACGCUGCUGAUCGUGGAGUCGGAGGACCAGGGCUCCGUGGAUCUGUCACAUGACCACAGCGGGGACUCACUGACCAGCGACCUGGGAGAGGACGCCGACGGGGGCUGGGCCUGCGAGGACAUGUCCUUCUACUGCGACCGCUGCCACAAGUGGAUCCCUGCAGGUGAGCGUCAGAGGCCACAGGUGAGCGUCAGAGGCCACAGGUGAGCCUUAGAGGCCACAGGUGAGCGUCAGAGGCCACAGGUGAGCGUCAGAGGCCACAGGUGAGCCUCAGAGGCCACAGGUGAGCC
Acanthochromis polyacanthus (spiny chromis) is the source of this 386-nucleotide messenger RNA. Its product is annotated as cysteine-rich protein 2-binding protein-like. The transcript has 2 exons. The record is from RefSeq and is a predicted model, not a curated record. NCBI's taxonomy places the organism in Eukaryota, Metazoa, Chordata, Actinopteri, Pomacentridae. The coding region runs from base 1 to 303 and encodes 100 amino acids.